AUGGCAUCCCAGGAGCACGAUUCCCCUCUUCGCCAGGCUCCCACCCUUUCGUUUGACCCACUCACCAAUAUUGAGUGGAAGCUCAUCUACGAACUCAACUACGAACUUGACGAUAGAAUGCAAUCUAUGACUUUUCGGCACUUGGAGACAUCGCAGCAGCCGGCCCCCAUGCAGCAACCUCAGAACGGUACAGAUGACGAUAAGGAGCUGGCUGGAAGUGCAGUUGGGGUUGUCCGUUUAGGCAUGCGAUUCCCGACAGAGUAUUAUAGAAGCCUCGAACUUCCUGUGAAAGGCGGUGCAGACGUCACGACCCUUUCCACACCAAUCGAAAUCAGCACAAUGGCGGGGCAAAGCAUCGUAGAGCACCUUACAGAGAUCCGAAAGAGCGUUGACGCCCUACCAAUCAGCUACUUCACUGCCCCAAGCAUUGACCUGGAAGAGCUAAGAAAGGAAAAUGCUGCUGUUGAGGAGGAGCUCCGGAUGGAAAUAGAGAAGACCCGCCAAUUUGCAAAAGAGCUGGAUGAGUACAGACGGAAGAUUGCCCUACGCCGGUUUGCAUCUGCAGACAAGCACGCUACAAAGAGUGAACUAUAG
Messenger RNA from Giardia duodenalis, 594 nucleotides. RefSeq lists its product as uncharacterized. The record is from RefSeq and is a predicted model, not a curated record. The transcript has a single exon. The coding region runs from base 1 to 594 and encodes 197 amino acids. Lineage: Eukaryota; Fornicata; Diplomonadida; Hexamitidae.